This is a messenger RNA of Benincasa hispida (wax gourd), 1038 nucleotides long. The record is from RefSeq and is a predicted model, not a curated record. NCBI's taxonomy places the organism in Eukaryota, Viridiplantae, Streptophyta, Magnoliopsida, Cucurbitales, Cucurbitaceae.
AUGGAGGCUGACCAAGUAACGACAUUCGCCGCCUUCUUCAUCGCUUGUUCUUUAAUCUUCUCAACUUGUUCCUCGGCGGAUGAGAACAAGGGUCGCCACUUGCACGCCAGAUUCUAUCGGUAUAGUUGCCCUCAGGCUGAGAAACUCGCCAAUGAUGUUUCUAGAGCUGCCUUUGAUCAAGAUCCAACUCUUGCUGCUGCCCUCAUUCGCCUUUUUUUCCAUGAUUGCUUUGUCAAUGGUUGCGACGCUUCAAUUCUACUGGAUUCAACAAUUUCAGGGGAGCCAGUAGAAAAAAUAUCACCAGCAAACGGCAAAACUCUGAGAGGUAUGAAACUAAUCGACGAAAUCAAGGCCAGAAUCGAAAGCGAAUGCCCCAGAAUUGUUUCUUGCGCAGAUAUAUUAGCCUUCGCAACUAGAGACGCUACCGUCUUCUCCGGUAUACCGUACUACAUAAUCCCCGGCGGCCGUCGCGACGGUCUCUCAUCCCGUGCCGCCGACGUAUUCGGUAACCUCCCGAUUCCAAGUAUGCCCGUCGAUGAGAUGGUCGAAAUAUUCACAAAAAAAGGCAUGACGGCGGACGAAAUGGUGGUUUUAAUCGGAGCGCAUUCGAUCGGAAGAGCACAAUGCAGUUUCUUCGAAGACAGAAUUUACAAUUACAGCGGAACCGAGUCUCCAGAUCCUACCAUGGAUGAGGCCUACGGUUAUUACUUGUCGGUGAUGUGUCCGCCGCCGAAUUCCGAUACGGCGGAGUUAGCGGAAGAUCAGGGAAGAAGAGAAAGACUAGUGAAUUUCGAUCCGUCGUCGCCUUUCAAGCUGGAUAAUGCGUUCUAUUUGAGGCUGUUGGAAGGAAGAACGUUGCUCCGAUCGGACCAAGAUAUGGCGGAGGAUCCGAUGACGGCGGAGGUUGUUAGAAGAAUGGCGUAUGAACCAAGAACAUGGAAGAAGAGUUUUGUGAGGGCUAUGGUUCGGCUUAGUAGAGUGGAUGUGAUCACGGGAAAUGCAGGGGAAAUUAGGAACAACUGUCGGGUUGUUAAUUAA